AAUUUGAAUUUUUCGUAAGACAAAAAACAAAUUCGUUUGUUUGUAAUUUGUUCAUAAUUCAAUGAUUCGAAAAAAAUAGUAAAAUACAAAUUUAUUACAUUAUAAUUUACAAAUAGACAAAAAACAGGAUCCCAAGAUGAUACCCGGCGAAAUAUUCACUGAUGAUUUGCUGAGUACUAUCAUUAGAUACUCUCUACUUGUCGGAGCUAUAUUUCAAACUAUUUGCCUAAUCGCCUGCCUAUCGCUAUCUGAGAUCCCGUGGGAACCAUCCGCUUAUGAAAAGAUCUACACAGAUAGUGAAGAAUGUAGCUCUGAGCAGUCCUCUCCAGGACACAAAGCUUCUACAGCCAGAUCCAAACGCCAUGACAAGAAGAAACGGCGCUAGAAUAUUUACUCAUUAAAGUUUAUCGGUCUUCAAUUUUGCUUGUCCUUAAGUAAUGUUUGGCUGAAAUACACAUAUGUAAUGUAUUGUUAUAAUUAAUUCAGAUGUCAUACAUAUAUAGAAAUAUGACAUUAUAAGUAUGACAUUUUGAAUAAUUAUUAUUAUCUCUGUGUUUUAGAAGAACUCUUUUUACUGCUUCUGAUAAUGAUCUCUGGAGUAAUUGUUGCAAUUUGCAAGUAAAAUUUUAUUCGAUUAAGUGUAAUGUAUUCAAUAUAUUCUAUAACUCUCUCUUAACUCACCCUUCAGGAGCGAGAUUACUUAAUUAUAAAUUGUUAGUGUUGCACAUGUUAGGUAGAAGUUGUUUUAUGUAGGACCUUUUUUUUUUUUUGGAAUAGGAGGACAAACGAGCGUACAUGUCACCUGGUGUUACCACCGCCCACACUCUCUUGCAACACCAGAGGAAUCACAGGAGCGUUGCCAGCCUUUAAGGAAGGUGUACGCGCUUUUCUUGAAGGUACCCAUGUUGUAUCGUCCCGGAAACACCGCACAAGGAAACUCAUUCCACAGCUUCGUAGUGCGAGGAAGAAAGCUCCUUGAAAACCGCACUGUGGAGGACCGCCACACAUCCAGAUCGUGGGGAUGAUAUCGUAACUUGUGUCGUGUCGUGCGAAGGUGAAAUUUGUUCAGACAGUAGACUUUCAUUCAGUUUGUUGGUGUGCUUGGUGUGAUGAGUUAAACAUUGUCAGCCUACAAACUACAUGUUUGUAGGCUGACAAUGUUUAACUACAUUGAUUGCUGUAAGUGUGGUAUUAAUGUUUAAGUUAUAAUUUUUUAUCUGUGAUUUUAAAUAGGUAUUAAUAUGAUUCCAACAUUUUGUUACACUCUAAAAUGCUCAUUUACAUUAUUUUAAUUAAAUAUAUUUAGAAUUGUAUGUAGAGUAUAAUGACGAUUAAAUGUCUCAUAUGGAAUAA
Molecule: messenger RNA, 1353 nt
Organism: Leptidea sinapis
Lineage: Eukaryota; Metazoa; Arthropoda; Insecta; Lepidoptera; Pieridae
Exons: 3
Coding region: 137-385 (82 amino acids)
Cellular component (GO): membrane
Source: RefSeq, a predicted model, not a curated record